AUGGCAGACGGCGACGCUCCCGAACUACCGAAGCACAUGACGUUCUCGAAAUCGGAUGUUCCGUUAAUAGGGGCGUUGCUAGAUUUCUUAGAGACUAGUUUUCAGUACAUAAGACUCCAGACUUUCGCUCAAGCCGAGAAACUGAACGCCAAGUCCUCGAGGUCUAGUUUGUCGCCAAGUUUCGCGGCAUUAGUAUGCUUUGUGCUCGGUAUCGUGUCUAACGUCAAAUUCGAGGUGGUCACUUUCGAUCGCGAACCCCUGGCCAAUGACUUACACUACAUGCUGAUGAGUAAAGAAGAUAAACUAUAUAUCGACGACAUUGAUGUUUCGCGUGUGCUAUGGUGUGUGGAAGCUUCUGAUACUCUCGUCAUAUUAAUAAGCUGUCUUCUUAUAUGGAAUUCAUCGAAUGUGCGGUCACCUUUGAGCGAGUAUUUCUUUUUACCUUGGUUGGGAGCCUCUUUGCGGGGCCUACUUCUUCGGCAAGCCCCGACCGCUGGAGCACUGGUUUAUACGAUGGCUGUUGUAGAUGGAAAUAUCAACGCCUUAUUCCUGACGGCAUUUUCAUUUUUAUUUUUGCUAGAAGCUCGGAUGUGGUUGGAAAUCGCGCGCUUAGUGCGAGCUCGUUGGGUGCGCCGGGACCAGGGCGUGAGCCUUCAGGAGUCUGAAUACGAGGUUCAAACCCUUUGGAGUAACGACGACGUGCAGAGCGUUGAAGUUAGAAAUUACGUAUAUUGACUUUGUUUGCAUUGAAAACGUUGCAAGUUGUUUAUUUUUAUUUAACUCCAUUUUGUAAAGUGAAAUUUGGAAGUUUUCGA
Messenger RNA from Bombyx mandarina (wild silkworm), 815 nucleotides. RefSeq lists its product as uncharacterized. Lineage: Eukaryota; Metazoa; Arthropoda; Insecta; Lepidoptera; Bombycidae. The record is from RefSeq and is a predicted model, not a curated record.